Aricia agestis (brown argus) is the source of this 1515-nucleotide messenger RNA. RefSeq names its product kynurenine 3-monooxygenase (gene cn). The transcript is spliced from 10 exons. Gene Ontology annotation, molecular function: FAD binding; NAD(P)H oxidase H2O2-forming activity; kynurenine 3-monooxygenase activity. Gene Ontology annotation, biological process: L-tryptophan catabolic process; quinolinate biosynthetic process; NAD+ metabolic process. The record is from RefSeq and is a predicted model, not a curated record. Gene Ontology annotation, cellular component: mitochondrial outer membrane. NCBI's taxonomy places the organism in Eukaryota, Metazoa, Arthropoda, Insecta, Lepidoptera, Lycaenidae. The coding region runs from base 102 to 1457 and encodes 451 amino acids.
CGGCGGCGUUAGUCGCGCGAUAGACGACGGACCGACUUGUUCUAUCUGGGAAUAUUUCUCUUCUUUACUACAAGUACACAUUCUUCUUUACUUCCACAAAUAUGACAGACACAGUGACAGACAGGAAGACAAAAAAGUUAAAUGUGGCGAUCGUCGGAGGAGGGCUGGUGGGGUCUUUAGAAGCUCUAUAUUUGGCUAAGAAGGGGCACCGAGUCUCUCUGUACGAGUAUCGUGAAGACAUCCGCAAGACCCCCCAAGUGCGUGGUCGCUCCAUCAACCUGGCACUGUCGGUCCGGGGUCGACAGGCGCUGCGAGACGUAGGGGUGGAAGACCACAUCAUCAACCACCACGGCAUCCCUAUGAGAGGCAGGAUGAUCCACCGACCUGAUGGCUCCACUUAUGAAAUACCGUAUGACAGUAGGACUAAUCAGUGCAUUUACUCCGUUGGGAGAAAUUAUUUGAAUUCAAUUUUACUCAAAGAAUCAGAGAAAUAUAUCAACAUGGAGAGGCAUUUCAAUCACAAGUUAUCGGAAGCUGAUCUGUCAAAAGGAUCACUGACCUUCCUCAAAACAGAAACAUACGAGAAGGUGCAAGUGACAGCGGAUUUAGUGGUGGGGGCGGACGGUGCGUUCUCGGCGGUGCGCAAGGCCCUGAUGAAGAAACCCCUCUUCGACUUCAGCCAGCAGUACAUAGAGCACGGAUACCUUGAGCUGUUCAUUCCGCCGGGGGAUGAUGAUGGGUUUCAGAUGCCCCCCAACUACCUCCACAUCUGGCCGCGAGGAAACUUCAUGAUGAUAGCCCUCCCCAACCAGGACUGCUCUUGGACCGUCACGCUGUUCAUGCCCUUCAAGAACUUCGCCCUUAUAGACACAGAAGAGAAGUUGCUUACCUUCUUCGAGAAACACUUCAAAGACUCCAUCAGUUUGUUUGGAGAGAAGAGGCUCAUUAAGGACUUCUUUAGCACGAAGCCGUCGCCUUUAGUUGCGAUUAAGUGUCGUCCCUACCACGUAAGCGACAAAGCCCUCAUCAUCGGCGACGCGGCGCAUGCGGUAGUGCCCUUCUACGGGCAGGGCAUGAACGCCGGCUUCGAGGACUGCACCAUCCUGGACCAGCUGUUCACGAAGCACGAUGAUGACCUCGCCAGGAUCCUGGCGGAGUUCUCCGAAACGCGGUGGAGGGACACCUUCGCGAUAUCUGAUCUCGCCAUGUAUAAUUAUAUUGAGAUGCGGGAUCUAGUAACCCGUCCGUCGUACCGGCUCCGGAAGAAGAUUGACGACUUCCUGUUCUGGCUGAUGCCGGAGCUGUGGGUGCCCCUGUACAACUCCGUCACCUUCUCCACGAUGCCCUACAGCCAGUGCGUCAAGAACAGACAGUGGCAGGACAAGGUACUAAGGAUCGCGAUGAUGCUAUUCAUUUUCGUAUUAGUUUGCGUUGUGAUUGCGAUGAAAAUGUCUUGAGUGAUGCUUUGUAUUAUAUUUGUGACUGCCAAUAAUCUUAUGUUAUUUAUUAGGUAGG